AUGAAAGAGUCAGAUUGUGCUUGGAGCAGUGAUACUAGGUUGUUCUUGUGGCUGGAACAAAGGGAAAAUGGUCAACUUUUGCUUUUCUUUCCAAUAUUAUACGAGCAGAAGGAUAUACAUAUAGUUGUUAUUCUUGCUAGUCCACAUAUUCUGCGUUUCGAAGACCGCAUUCGGUGUAAUGGAGAUCCUGUCUCUGCAUCCACGCCUAAUGAUCUUUUCAAAUCAGUCAAACCGAUCCCUGAUCAGUCUUAUUCAAGAGGAAAAUGGUUCUUUGAGUCAUUUUGA
This is a messenger RNA of Arabis nemorensis, 285 nucleotides long. Lineage: Eukaryota; Viridiplantae; Streptophyta; Magnoliopsida; Brassicales; Brassicaceae. The record is from the annotation of a GenBank genome assembly.